Thrips palmi is the source of this 1440-nucleotide messenger RNA. RefSeq names its product COP9 signalosome complex subunit 4 (gene CSN4). The record is from RefSeq and is a predicted model, not a curated record. The transcript has 9 exons. NCBI's taxonomy places the organism in Eukaryota, Metazoa, Arthropoda, Insecta, Thysanoptera, Thripidae. Gene Ontology annotation, cellular component: COP9 signalosome; cytosol. The coding region runs from base 147 to 1373 and encodes 408 amino acids.
CUUUGCUGAAAUCUCACCCAGAGGUCGCUGGUGUUCGGAAGGAAUCUUUUACCGUCGGUGUUUUUAUUUGUAAACCGUAAACAUUGUUAAAUUGAAGUAAUCUUCAAUUUGAUCUCUUUGGAGUUUGUAGCCAGUGAGCCCUCAAAAUGGCAGCUUUCCUGGGUGUUGUCCGUCAGCAACUCGCUUCGCUGAAUCACACUGCGGGAAGUCACAAAGACCAAGCGGACAGGUUCCGUACUAUUCUUGAGUCUAUUAUGAAUUCUGCAGGCGCUGAACUCGCCGACUGCCUCAAACUUUUCAUUGACGCAAUCAUUAACGAGCAAGUAAGCUUGGUCAUAUCUCGGCAAGUGCUGUCAGAUGUUGGUCAACAUCUUACAAAAUUGGAUGACGAACUCUCGAAAAAUAUAGCUCAUUACACUCUAGAAAAGGUUCAACCACGUGUUAUCUCCUUUGAAGAGCAGGUGUCUAACAUCCGUCAACACCUUGCCGAAAUUUACGAAAAAGAACAAAACUGGCAAGCUGCCGCUAAAGUCUUGGGCGGAAUUCCUCUGGAAACUGGCCAAAAGCAGUAUUCUGUGGACUACAAACUUGAAACUUACAUGAAAAUUGCUCGUCUGUACUUGGAAGAUGGUGACUCCAUUUUGGCGGAAGCUUUUAUUAAUAGGGCAUCUUUGUUGCAAGCUGAAACGAAGGAUGAACAGCUUCAAAUUUAUUACAAAGUAUGUUAUGCCAGGGUUCUUGACUAUAGAAGAAAAUUCAUUGAAGCUGCACAAAGAUACAAUGAAUUAUCAUACCGCAUCAUUAUUCAUGAGGAUGAGCGUAUGACAGCUUUGAAAAGUGCUCUUAUCUGUACAAUGUUAGCUUCUGCUGGACAACAACGAAGCCGUAUGCUUGCAACUUUAUACAAAGAUGAACGCUGCCAGCAUUUGCCUGCUUAUAAUAUCCUGGAAAAGAUGUAUUUGGACCGAAUUAUUCGUCGUUCAGAGCUUCAGGAAUUUCAAGGAUUGCUUCAGCCUCAUCAAUCUGUGACCUUAGAUGGCUCAACUAUUUUAGAUCGAGCAGUGAUUGAGCAUAAUCUUUUAUCAGCUAGCAAGUUGUAUAAUAAUAUAACAUUUGAAGAGCUAGGAGCUCUUUUAGAAAUCACCCCUGAGAAAGCAGAGAAAAUUGCAAGCCAGAUGAUCACAGAGGGAAGAAUGAAUGGUUUCAUUGAUCAAAUUGAUUCCAUUGUGCAUUUUGAGACCAGGGAAGUCCUUCCAGCCUGGGAUAAGCAGAUCCAAUCUAUCUGUUAUCAGGUCAAUUCAGUUAUUGAAAAAAUCGCUCUCCAUGAACCUGCCUGGCUUACCAAAGUGGGUGAUGAAGAUAUGAUGGUUUAGAAUGUUUAUGUAAUUAAUUAAUGGCCAAAUGUUUCAAGUUGUGUAAUUAAAAUUUAAUUUAAGCAAA